Molecule: messenger RNA, 405 nt
Organism: Truncatella angustata
Lineage: Eukaryota; Fungi; Ascomycota; Sordariomycetes; Amphisphaeriales; Sporocadaceae
Exons: 1
Coding region: 1-405 (134 amino acids)
Source: RefSeq, a predicted model, not a curated record
AUGACUUCAACACGAGAACAGCCAAAGCACAUCCCCGUCGUUGUAGUUGGUAUAACUCGGGAUACUGCUCUAGCCGUCGGCAAAACAUUCUUCGUCGAUACACCUUACUUCGUGUCUGCCGCUCUGGACCUCACAGAAUCUCCAGCUCCUUUCCAAUACUCGCCUGCGAACUUGGCCGUGGUGCUGAACGCCCUGCACCCCAGGCCGCGGGCACUUGUCACCGGAACUGCCGUGCCGGAUGACAUGCUCCAUGGAAUCGUACAGGUAUGGAAUGACUAUGUUGCAAAUUGGAAGGUUGACGGUGUUUGGGUUGCUCUAAGCAAGACGCAUCCGUCUACCGGACCGCCGCCGCCAGGUACCGGCGAGGAGAUGAUGAAGCAGUUAGGGGAGAAGUUCGAGUCAUGA